Planococcus citri (citrus mealybug) is the source of this 5596-nucleotide messenger RNA. RefSeq lists its product as uncharacterized. Gene Ontology annotation, molecular function: zinc ion binding; nucleic acid binding. NCBI's taxonomy places the organism in Eukaryota, Metazoa, Arthropoda, Insecta, Hemiptera, Pseudococcidae. The record is from RefSeq and is a predicted model, not a curated record. The transcript is spliced from 6 exons. Bases 269 to 2803 code for a protein of 844 amino acids.
AGCCGCCAGGCUGCGCUCCUCAACACAGAGAUACUCCGCCCGUGUAACGCGGCCCUGCCGCGCUACGAGCUACGUACGCUCGUGUAACUCUUCGCACUUGCUGUUUUGUUAUACUACGUGUUAGAUGUGUUCUCCGUGUAUCCGAGUAUUAUUUUGUUGUUUGAUGAAGUAUUGUUUUAUUUGAUUAAUAUAUUAAUUGGUUAAUUAAUAUUCUCCGUGUCGACUCGUUAUUUCGUAAUUAUCAAUUACUCAAGUUCUCGCCGAUAUCAUGGCUGAUAGACAUCGUAGAGAUGAUGAUGACCGUAAGAGCAGACGAGAUGAAGACAGGUAUCACCGGUCUAAAGCCCAGAAACGGUCCAGAUCAGACUCCCGAAGCCGCCACCGACGUCAUCGUUCCAGUGAGGAACGGGAGAUAGAUAUAGAAGCUGAAACGCGACGAAUGAACGAGAUUCAGGCCAACAUUGAACGUCAACGCCAGAGAGACAGACUGGAGUCUGAACGGAGAGGUGGGCCGCAGCAGGCCAACUAUGCUAGUCACCGACCAGUUAUCCGACGGAGCGACGGAAAGCCCCAACCGAGACCGCCUUACAACGCCGAUACCCUACCGAGACCGCCCGAUCACAAUUGUUACAACUGCUCCAACCCGGAUCAUUAUGAUUACGAAUGUCCGAAGUGGGAAGAUGGACCGAGGUGUUUCAGAUGUUCGGAGUGGGGUCAUUUUGGAACGACAUGCAACAAUCCCCGCGUAUUCUACAAACACGAAUUCGCAAAGUACCGAGAUAGUUCCCGAGACAACCGGAUCAGAGAUACAAUUAACGGAGCAGCCCAAUUAAUUAGCGGUGAACGGCAACCGGAGGAUUUUAUGGGUAUACCGAGAUUCGACCGAGACGCGAGAAACGAUAUCGAAGAAAAUCGUCGAAGACAUCAAUCGUCGAGCCGUUACCGGUCACCGAACCGCGACGAACAACAUCGCAGCCGCUCAUCCCCGCCGAGGGAAACCGAUAAGAGUAGCCGGAGCGCAACAGACAGAGAUGCAACCCAAACCGAGAAUCGCCGACAGAGCUCAUCAACGCAUUCGUCAGCCAGCGGUCCAUCACCGCCGCCCGGACGCGGUCGCUCUAUGGCGAGACCGGAGGGAGCGCGACGUCUACGUAAUUUUCCUGCGAUGCUUGUAGACCCGCACAUCGAAGAGGAAUCGCCGUACACGUCUUUCCUACUGAUGGAGCUACCGGACAUCGACGUUAAUUCGCUCAACGGAACCCAGGCUGGAUUGAUUUACAACCACAUCGCCAAGUGGGAACAAAUGUUGGCUUGGUUUAGAACGCGAGUGGAACUGAGAAUUCACGCGAUUAACGUCGAAGCGAGAAAACCGACAGAGAUCGAGCCUGUAUUCGAUAUAGGCGGCGUCGAGUAUUCGUCGUUUUUGGACACCGUCGGACCAGCCAUUAUUGGCCAACCGAUGGUUCAACCGCCGCCUGGUUUUCCGCCAAUACCACCAGUUCCGAAGCCGGCCUACCUGGAACAUACGAAAGAACAGACGAUGCUGCCGUUUACCAACACACCGCAGCCAGGAACUAGCGCUUCGACGUCGAAAACAGAGAAACCGGUUGAAAUGAACCCGAUUGGGUGUAUUAAGGCGCCGGAGAAUAAAACAGAGAAAGGAUCAAGCCCAAAUAAACCGCAAACGAAAGCCGCGAAGAAAGAAGGCACUUCAACAGACGAAAUUUUCAAAAAGUUUCGUGAACAGAAUCCGAACGCCGGUAAAUCGCCUUUGAAUCUUGGAAAGGUGUAUAAUCCACGCAGGGACGCGAGGACACCGAAGAAAACGGAUACGAACAGAGAAGGCCCGGAACAUCGUAAACCAACGAAGCCGACUAAACUCGAUCGUACAAUUGCGGCACCGAAACCUCCAACCCCGCCACCGAUGCCAGAGAAACCGCUGUGGGAAGUUAAGUCGACGAAAACGGUUGCCGAAGCCGAAAUGGAUACGACGGCCCAAUCCGAGGCGAAAACCGACGACGAGUGGAACAAGCCAGGCCCGAGUUCAGCACAGAGUAAUGCAACAGAGAAGCCGCAUUUAAAUUCGUUAGGCCAAGAUAUGAAUGCGCCGCGGCCACGCACGCCCGAAAUCAUCCGGCAAAACCUACUAAUUCGGCCAGACAUUCCGUGCGAAGAAGAAUGGGAAAUUGGCGACGGAGAAGUGAUUGAUCGACGGAGAGCGAAUUAUCGUUCCGUUAAUUUCAUGUACGUGAAGCAGAUCAUGGAAUUGAACUUCACGAAGGUCAACGAGAGGCUCACCGAGAUCGAAACGCGACUUCACCGAGAGCAGGUUCCUGAUGAAGCAGACGAGGGAAGGCCGAUGCCGGAUGCCGAGAGAGCCCUGUUAACCAGGCAACAGGAGGAGUUAAACGACGCAGCGAUGGCGAUCACGCGCGUAUUGGAAGAUCCUGGUUCAAUUGAAGACGCGAUUGAAGGUCUGCAUCAAUUAAUCGAGAUGUCGCGUAUUUACCACUUUGCGCUGGAUGAACACCCGCAACGCGUAUUAAUGAUGCUGCGAACAGAGAACCUGACUAUUGAUGAACGUAGACGUCAGAGAAAUCGCGAACGGAGACACCGCAAUCGAGCGCAUCGCCGAAACGCCGAUAACGUAGACGACGGUAUUGACGUCGAUUAUUUUUCCGAUUCUGAAGAUCGUGGUCCAGGCGAUGCUGCGCCGAAUUUUCAAUUACUAGGCGAACGUUUACUUGAUGAAGCCUAUCAACGGAGAAAUCAACACGAUAACGACGAUCAACCAAUGGGAUAGACAGAGAGAAAAACAGAGAAAAAUUUUUAUUUGUAAUUUGUCGUUGAAUUGUUCCGAAUAUUCAUGUGUUGAAUCUGUGUUCCUGUUUAUUUGAAUUUUGUGAUUUAUUUGUUCCUGUUAAUUAUAAGCUGUAAAUAUGUUUUUGCGAAAGAUGAGUCGCGCAGGGAGGGAGUGUUAGCCGCCAGGCUGCGCUCCUCAACACAGAGAUACUCCGCCCGUGUAACGCGGCCCUGCCGCGCUACGAGCUACGUACGCUCGUGUAACUCUUCGCACUUGCUGUUUUGUUAUACUACGUGUUAGAUGUGUUCUCCGUGUAUCCGAGUAUUAUUUUGUUGUUUGAUGAAGUAUUGUUUUAUUUGAUUAAUAUAUUAAUUGGUUAAUUAAUAUUCUCCGUGUCGACUCGUUAUUUCGUAAUUAUCAAUUACUCAAGUUCUCGCCGAUAUCAGGCGGUUAGUAAACCUCCAGGUCACGAUGAAGAAGAAUGGAGGGAGAUGUGCACGGAAGAAAAGUGGCAAAAAAUAACGUCUAGCAAUUCAAAGCAUCCGUGGGUGAAUGCGUUCAUCCAGUCUACCGAAAAAACAGAGCAUCAGGAUGUUUACCCUAUUGUGGAUACGUUAUACGAGAUCUGUGCUGAUAUCACGGAUGCCUUGUUCGGCUUCGGCGGAAAAUCUGUUAAUCUUGAACCGUUGAAGGAGGAAAAAAUCAGAAAAGUACUUCAGUGUUUGGAUGAAUUGGAUAUAGAAAUGACAUGUACGUCAACUCUAUUGGAAAUGCUUGCUGAAUGUGACUCAUGACUCAUCCUCAGCUCCAGAAACUGAGACAGAUUCUUCAGAAAAUGGCGUACGUUUCGAGACAGUAAAUUUGUUAACGAAAAUCCCCACCUGUAGAAACCCCGAGGAUUCGGGUACUUCUUGAUAUUACAUACCUACUUACGAAUCGAUGGCGUAAUAAUUAUUGCAAAUUUUCGCUCGUCUCUCGGUCUCUGUACUAAUAAGACACUGCGUAGAUGUUUUUAUGCGAUAUCUUUGAUUAUUUAUAAACCUAAAUACUUAAAUUUUAUAAGGAAUUUCGUUUUUUAUAUUAUAGGUACUUAUUUUUUUAAAUUUACAAUUCGUAUUUACAAAAUGAAUAAAAAAAUCUGUCACGUGAAAAAUAUUAUUUACAAGCAACGAUUCGAAGUUAAUUCAAAAAAUAAAAGUGUACCUACUUAAGAUGAGCGUUGCAACAUAAUAUAAAAUAAUAAAUCAAGAUAUACAUCAAAAUUUUGGUAGGUACUUCGAACAAGACUAACAAGAGAAGAGAAGAAAAAUGAGACAAAAAAAUUCUGAUUAGGAGGAUCUUCGUAGGAAACAAAAUUCACUCGGCGGUGCGAUCUACGCGUUUACGGCGAUCACUUCGAUCCGAGUGAUUAUCAGAUAAUCAGUUUAUCACCGUAUUCUUCGUGAGAUAUUUCUCGAUGGUUACCUAAUUCAGCUGAAAAAUGCAAUUUUUUCUACUGUAGGAAGUUCGGAACGAAGAUCUGAAUAAGACUAAAUGAAAUGAAAUGAAAGAUCACUCAAGGUUAACCUUCUUAACUCAAAUUCUUUUUGUAUUGCAUUUGCAUUGCUCAGUGCUCAUUUUCAAUUUUUUUUAAAUUAAAAAUUUAAAAAAAAUGAAAAUUAUUGAGCCUUAACUGCCUUGAGGUUUAUAUUUAUUUAUAUGCUGCUGCUGCUGCUGCUUCUGUUGUGCAAAAAAGGAAGGAACGACCCAACCAGAGGGCGAGAAACAAACCCCUCUAGGCUAAAAGGCUAAUUCCAUCCUGAUCCAGUUUACUAUUUACUUUUGUUGUGUCGUUGGAAUUGGAAAACACAUGAGUAAAGCGUAAAGCUAGGUAAAGCUGAUAAAGAUAUGAAAUGACUGAAUUGAAUUUAUUCAUUGAAUAGUAUAGAACAGAAAUCAGUAAUCCAUUUAGCAGUAAUUUGCUGAAUUAAUUAUAAUUUAACUACCUACAGUUAAUCUGAUCUGAGAAGAAUGAGUGAUGAUAAUGAAGAACAUGAAUCAGGUCCAUUAGACAUGGCUUCACUCAUGUCGGAAAUUCUAGGACUGCACGAACCGACACUACCGCCAAAGGAGAAAUAUCCCCUGUUUAUAGUUUCAAAAUUAAGGUACUUGCUCGAAAGGUUGGAGGCGGUUAGUAAACCUCCGGGUCACGAUGAAGAAGAAUGGACGGAGAUGUGCAGGUUCGACAAGUGGCAAAAAAUAACGUCUAGCAAUUCAUACCAUCCCUGGGUAAAGGAGUUCCUUCAGUCUACCGAAAAAACAAAGCACGAGGAUGUUUUCCCUAUCGUGGAGGCGUUGUACGAUAUUUGUUUCAAUAUCAACGACGAGUUUUUCUUCAAACCAUCUGUUAAUCUUGAACCGUUGAAGCAGGAAAAAUUCAGAAAAGUACUCGAGUGUUUGGAUGAAUUGGAUUUAGAAAUGACACGUACGCCUGAAAGUAUAUUGGAAAUGCUCGAUGAAUAUGAAUCAUCCUCAGCUCCAGCAACUGAGACAGAUUCACCGUAAAAUGGCGUACGUCCCUAGACAGUAAAUUUGAUACUUAUCGUUGAUAUUAUGUAAUUAAGUACAAAUCGAUAACGUAAUAAUUAUUGCAAUUUUCACUUGUCUCUCGAUCUCUUAGAUAUUUUCAUACGAUAUCGCUGUUCAUUUAUAAACCUAAGUACUCUAUAAGGAAUUUCGUUUUUUAUAUUACUUUUUCUUAAGUUUAUAAUUCGUAUUUACGAAAUAAAUGAAAAAAAUCUCCCACGUGAAAAA